Messenger RNA from Anolis sagrei ordinatus, 3913 nucleotides. Its product is annotated as transmembrane protein 198-like. Gene Ontology annotation, cellular component: plasma membrane. The record is from RefSeq and is a predicted model, not a curated record. NCBI's taxonomy places the organism in Eukaryota, Metazoa, Chordata, Lepidosauria, Squamata, Anolidae.
GAGAGAGAGAGAGAGAAAGGGCUGGGCUUGGGAAACGGUCCUGCUUUGGAGACCUGCUGCCACAGACCGUUGCAAAAAGGAAGAAGAGAGAGAUUGAAACCCCCCCCCCCCUUUCCCUCCUUUUCGUCGCCCCCUUUUCUCUCUGCCCGGGAUCCCCCCCCCCUUCUCCCUUCUCUUCUUUCCCGCCCAGGACUGGCUGAGCUCACUCUCCAGCUGUCGGAGGGGAGAGAGAGAGCUGACCGAGAGGGUCUUUCUUCCCUUUCUUGCGGGGAAAACGGGUCUUUGACUCUCUAUUCUUCUGAUUUCCCAUCUCGAUUGACACGCUGCAUCGUGUCCAGAGUUGGAGGAACGAUGUUGUUGCUUUUGCAGCGGCGCCGGAAACUCUUUCCUGAGCUGGCUGCCUCUCCCACUGCAAUGGCUCUGGAAAGCUGAGCUGAAUUCCUGCUGCUGAGCAUGGACCCCACCUCGCUGCUUCCGCUGGUCUUGUCUCCCGACCCCCGGGGCUUUAACCAAGGGGCGACCGAACCCAGCGAGCCUGCUGUGGACCCCUGCAGCCUCCUUUCGAACAGGCACUAUGAGGUGGUGCCCUGCAUCGUCUGUGCUCUCUGCUGCAUUUUUGGAGUUGUUUACUGCUGCUUUGGCUACCGUUGUUUCAAGGCCAUCAUGUUCCUCUCAGGGCUGCUCUUUGGUUCGGCCGUGAUCUUCUUGCUUUGCUACAAGGAACGCAUCUUGGAUACGCAGCUGAGCCUGGAGGUCAGCGCCGGCAUUGCCCUGGGCAUCGGGGUCCUGUGUGGCUUAGUCACGAUGCUGGUGCACUCGGUUGGGUUGUUCCUGACUGGGCUUCUGCUUGGUUUGCUGGUGGCCACCGCUGGGCUGGUGGCCACGGAGCCUUUAUAUGAGCCACCCAGCGCCUGGGUCCCCGCUGGGUCUCUGUUGGGCUCAGCCCUUUUGGGUGCUGUCUUGGCGUUGCGCUGGCAGAAAGCCCUCACAGUCAUUUCCACAGCUGUUUUUGGGGGUGCAGUGCUGACCCUCUGCUUGGACUAUGUGGUGGAGAACUUGGCUAUGGGGCAGCACAUCUAUGACCGCCUCCGCCUGGCUCCUUCUUCCCCGCUCUGCUGGUGCGGCUGGGCCGUGCUGGCAACCUGGCCCGCUCUCGCCUUGAUGGGAAUCCUGCUGCAAUGGAAAGUGACCGCUGAAGGCUUCUCACACACAGACGUGGUCCUGAAUCGGCGCCAGAAGCAGCUACAGCUAUUGCGGAUUCGGCAACGUGAAGCCAAGAAGAGGCAGAGCCAGGGUUCCCAGGAAGGAUCCUACCGACAUAAGCCUAGUGCGGUCAAGCGCUGUGCAGGAGAUGUCCUCGCACCAAGUUACAUUCAGAGCCUGCGUGACCGCCAGCAAUCGGGAACGGGCACUUCACUGAGCAAUCUGAAUGCCAACGCUCACACCACGGUGGACCUGGAUUACGACUCUGGCUCUACGGUGCCUCUUACCACCCCUCGAGGCUGCCUCUGAAAGGGCUGACAUCGUUGUCGUCUUCUUCCACUUGUGCCUUAAGCAGGGACAUAGUCGGACUCAGUCCACAGUGCUGAAUAUUUUUGCCUUGUACGCAAAUAUCCUUGGUUAGCCUACUAUAGUUUUUCUAAAUUCCUUUUUCUAAUGGACAAAAAAGUGCUCCAUUUCCCUCCUCCUCUUGACAGACAGGGCUUGAGGCUACCACACGUGACUGAGUCGACAUCGUGGGAAGGAAGAGAUGUUUAAAAAAUAAUAAUUUAUUUCCAUUUAAGUUCAGGAAGGGUGCCACCUUCCUCUGUGGGGUAUCUGGAGCUGCCUUGCAAACUAUGCUGGAAUUUGGGGCCAUACUAGAGCGGCUGUUCUUACCUGACGCUCAGUUGUUGCCACUUGCGUGAGUUCAAAAAAGCCAUAGUCAUGCCCCACUUUUUCAAAUGAAGAGGUAACUUGUUUCAGGUUGCAGCUAAUCUAGAGUAGCUAAAUGUUGGAUACUUGGUUUGGUCUAGGUGAGUUACUCAGGGUUAAAACAACUUGGAAGUAACUUGAAAUUCUUAACAAGGCUACAACUUGGUUAGAGUUAAAUUUAUUCCAACCUAUGGUGCUUUUUUGACGCCGUGCCUUUGGAUGUAUUCCAUAUGACAGUAUGUUGUAAAGGCAAUUAUGCUGCCCUUCCAUAUUACACAUGUAUAGCACUCCUGUGAUCACGUCCUAUGGCAUCCUAGGACUUUAGUCAGAGGCACGAGAGGAACUCCAAAGCCCUUGCACUCAAAUACCAAUUCCAGGCAUCCAUAGGAUGAAACCGUUGUAGUUAAAGUGGAAUCAUAGCAUACAGUUGUGUGAAAAAGCCCUUUGUUCAUCCUUUCCCGAAGGCAUUGGUUCUCAGCCUGUGGGUCCCCAGAUGUUUUGGCCUUCAACUCACAGAAAUCCUAACAGCUGGUAAAAUGGUUGGGAUUUCUGGGAAUUGUGGGCCAAAACACAGGUUGAGACCACUGCCCUAAGGCAUUUUGACUUGCCUGUGUGAAGAAGGGAGUUGUUUUUUCUACCCCAGUAAUUUAAGCUGUGUAACAUUAUUCCUCAAUGCAAGUCUUUGCCCCUCAUGCUAUUAUAGUCACCUGUAAGAACUCCUCAAGCCAACCUUCUCCAUCAUGUCGUUGCCCAAGCCCAACCAUUAAGAUGGGUGGAAAAUGAUGCUCCUUCAGAAGAUUUUGGACUUUUUAACUGGCACCAAGCCUGAGCAUCAUGGUUAUUGAUCAGUGAUGACAGGAGUGGCCAUUCACAGAUACACAAAGGACUGCAAAUUCCCCACCAAUCCAUUGAGUAUACUGUGGUAAUGAAGUUGCCUAUUGCUUUUCAUCUAACAGUGGUGUACAUACAAGUAGGGAAGACCCAGUGAACCAGUGGGAGCUUGCAACUCUUGCAUGAGUUCAAUUUAGCCAGUGAGUCUAUUCUUGCUGGGUUUAGGCCACUUGUUAUCAGCACCUGCCCCUUUAAAAGAUUAGACAACAACGGGUAGUGUCAUGACUAUUUUGGAUGUAAUAAGUGAUAUUUACUAAAUCUUAAAAGUGUUGUUUAUUAGGUUUGAGGGCAUUUGUAUAUUUUUAAAACAUCCUGAUGUCCCUUUUAAAAAAAAUCUUACUUUGGAGCAAGCUGCACUGGAUGCCUUAUUUCUUAAAAACAACGUACUGAGUUCCAGAUUUGAGAAUUGUGUAGGCUUUGAAAUAACACAGGGAGCCCACCCUCCAUGUUAUGGAACUGUUUUCCUUCUACUGAACCUAUGGCCAGUGAGGGGCUCCCAUUCAUCCACAUGGGUUAAACCCUUGUGCCGGCAGGACUGCUGACCAAUAGGUCAGUGGUUCAAAUCCAUGGAGAGCGGGUUGAGCUCCCUCUGUCAGCUCCAGCUCCCUAUGCGGGGACAUGAGAGAAGCCUUCCACAAGGAUGGUAAAACAUCAAACAUCCGGGGGUCCCCUGGGCAACAUCCUUACAGAUGGCCAAUUCUCUCACACCAGAAGCAACUUGCAGUUUCUUCUGUCGCUCCUGAUACACACACACACAAACCCCCAAUCCCUUCAUGUGACUAUAAUGGUGUUAGGGGUGAUGCCAAAUAGUACCCUAACUGUCCAGUGUGCCUUCUCUAAGCAAUAUAGAGCCUUACCUGCACCAAUGUGGGUUUCAGUCUUGACAGUGGUGCUUUUAAGAACAUGUAGAUAAGGAUAUAAAGCAUUUUUAAAGUGCAAGCUGUUUACCUGUAGGAUAUCUACCCAAAUGUCAAAUUAAUUUGGUGAGCACAUGCUAGACUGGCAUCCUGUUUCAGAGAUCUCUUUGAUGUAGCCGAUUGUUUCCUGUGGAUUGUUUUUGUUACUGUUUUGUAACUCCUGUUUAUAAUACUUAACACAGAUGUCUUUU